This is a messenger RNA of Pteropus alecto (black flying fox), 2200 nucleotides long. It is a transcript of the gene SOAT1, whose product is annotated as sterol O-acyltransferase 1. Bases 172 to 1818 code for a protein of 548 amino acids. Gene Ontology annotation, biological process: cholesterol metabolic process; cholesterol efflux; cholesterol homeostasis. Lineage: Eukaryota; Metazoa; Chordata; Mammalia; Chiroptera; Pteropodidae. Gene Ontology annotation, molecular function: cholesterol binding; cholesterol O-acyltransferase activity; fatty-acyl-CoA binding. The record is from RefSeq and is a predicted model, not a curated record. The transcript is spliced from 16 exons. Gene Ontology annotation, cellular component: endoplasmic reticulum membrane.
GGCUGGGGGCGGAGGGGCCGGGCAGUCCGGCGCUUUAUCUUCGUCUGCCGGCCGUGGGCCCCUGCGGUGCCUUCGGGAGCUGACCUUCCUGCCGGCCUCACGGCGACGCCUUCCCAGCUGUGCCCUCCCUGCCGAGGUCCCCGCGGCCGGGCUCGGGCCCCAGAUAACACAAUGGUGGGUAAAGAGAUAUCUCUAAGAAAUCGGCUGUCAAAGUCCAGCGAAAAUCCUGGAGAGGAGGAAGAUGAGGGAAGCCCUGCGAAGGAACCCCUGGAGACGCCUAGUGAUGGUCGGGUUGACAUAAAACAAUUGAUGGCAAAGAAGAGACAGUUGACAGUAGAGGCAGAGGAGUUGAAGCCAUUUUUUAUGAAGGAAGUCGGUACUCACUUUGAUGAUUUCGUGACCAAUCUCAUUGAAAAAUCAGCAUCAUUAGACAAUGGUGGUUGUGCUCUCACGACCUUUUCUGUUCUCGAAGGAGAGAAAAACCAUAGAGCUAAAGAUCUGAGAGCACCUCCAGAACACGGAAAGAUUUUUGUCAUCAGCCACCUCUCUGCUGAUGAGCUGUUCGAGGUGGACCACAUCAGGACAAUAUAUCACAUGUUUAUUGCGCUCCUCAUCAUCUUUAUUCUCAGCACACUUGUAGUAGAUUACAUUGAUGAAGGAAGGCUGGUGCUUGAGUUCAGCAUCAUAUCUUACGCUUUUGGCAAAUUUUCCAUUGUCAUAUGGACAUGGUGGGCCAUGUUCUUGAGUACACUUGUAUUUCCCUAUUUCCUCUUUCAACAAUGGGCCAGAAGCUACAGCAAGAGUUCUUAUCCAGUGAUGUAUUCUUUCUUCUAUUGCUUGCUUUUCAUGGUCUUCCAGAUUGGAGUUCUAGGUUUUGGACCAGCAUAUGCUAUUUUAGCGUAUACAUUGCCACCAGCUUCCCGGAGCGUUAUUAUAUUAGAACAGAUCCGUUUAAUAAUGAAGGUCCAUUCAUUUGUCAGAGAGAAUGUGCCUCGGGUACUAAAUUCAGCUAAGGAGAAAUCACGCACUGUCCCAGUACCUACAGUCAACCAGUACUUGUACUUCUUGUUUGCCCCCACCCUCAUCUACCGCGACAGCUAUCCCAGGACUCCCACUGUACGAUGGGGUUAUGUUGCUAUGCAGUUUGCACAGGUUUUCGGGUGCUUAUUUUAUGUGUACUACAUCUUUGAAAGGCUCUGCGUCCCCCUGUUUCGGAAUAUCAAACAGGAACCCUUCAGCGCACGAGUUCUGGUCCUGUGUGUUUUUAACUCCAUCUUGCCAGGUGUGCUGAUUCUGUUCCUUGUCUUUUUUGCCUUUUUGCACUGUUGGCUCAAUGCAUUUGCUGAGAUGUUACGCUUUGGUGACAGGAUGUUUUAUAAGGAUUGGUGGAACUCCACAUCAUACUCCAACUAUUACAGGACGUGGAACGUGGUGGUUCAUGACUGGCUAUAUUACUAUGCUUAUAAGGACUUUCUGUGGUUUUUCACUAAGAGAUUCAGACCGGCUGCCAUGUUGGCUGUCUUUGCUGUGUCUGCCGUAGUGCAUGAAUAUGCCUUGGCUCUGUCCUUGAGCUUUUUCUAUCCAGUGCUCUUCGUGCUCUUCAUGUUCUUUGGAAUGGCUUUUAACUUCAUUGUCAAUGAUAGUCGGAAAAGGCCAAUUUGGAACGUUAUGAUGUGGACUUCCCUUUUCGCGGGCAAUGGAGUCAUCCUAUGCUUUUAUUCUCAAGAGUGGUAUGCGCGGCAGCACUGUCCUCUGAAAAAUCCCACAUUUCUGGAUUAUAUCCGGCCACGUUCCUGGACUUGCCGUUACGUGUUUUAGAAGCUCGAACUUUGUUUCCUUCUUUGACACUGAAGAUUGGGUAUUCUGCUUGAUGUGAGGCCAACAUCUGUUUCCAGCUGUUACUGAAGUUAUCUGUGCUAUUUGGACCACUCCAUUCUUUACAGAUGACUUACUCCAUUCCGAGGCCACCUGAAGCUGAGCUUUUGGAAGUUUAUUGGAGCCUUAUGUACUUAAGCAGACUUUUUUUCCUUUUUGGAAGAAGUGGGUCUUAUAGCUAAUGUAAUGACAGAUUUUGCUGGGUCAUACUGGCUUAAACCUCAGAAAUUAUAUGUUUUGUUUCUUUAUCUAAUUGGAGACUAAACAUCGUGUUUUCUUGGCCACUGAAUUAGCCAAAAACACUUAUGAAGAAGUAAUUUAAAUA